This is a messenger RNA of Vicia villosa (hairy vetch), 1756 nucleotides long. RefSeq names its product protein ENHANCED DISEASE RESISTANCE 2-like. The transcript has a single exon. The coding region runs from base 272 to 1306 and encodes 344 amino acids. The record is from RefSeq and is a predicted model, not a curated record. Lineage: Eukaryota; Viridiplantae; Streptophyta; Magnoliopsida; Fabales; Fabaceae.
UACACGUAUGAUUUUUUUUUUUGACAUAAAGUUACUCGCAUUUUGAACCUUUUCAUUAAAUUAAACUUAAGAAAACUUGCUUUAUGGUCUCAGGUUCGAAACCCGCUAGGCACAAAUUACUUAUUAAAAAAAAAAAAUUGUAUAGUCGAGCAUUAGCUGGCUUUGCCUUGCCAGUAUAAAACAUGGGCUCUCGAUUAUGGUUUCUCGAAGCAGUGUAGUACAUUUUAGAAUCAAUCUUUUUCAUUUUUGCACCUCCCUCCCCACCAGAUAGAUGGAGUUUAGUUCUGCACAGUGUGCACCCUCCCACAAACAAAAAAUGUACCCGCCGACGACCACUCGCCGCAGCUCCGGCAACAACGCCGCCGAAAUUAAACACGAUUGGAUCUCCGAAGCAGUAAACGGUGGUUCCCUCCGCCACGUGGACCUUAACACCGGAACAAACGGCUGGGCCUCACCUCCCGGCGACCUCUUCUCCCUCCGCUCCAACAAUUACUUCACAAAAAGACAAAAAUCCCCCGCUGGAGAAUAUCUCCUCACCCCCGCCGGCAUGGACUGGCUCAAAUCCACCACCAAACUCGACAACGUACUCGCACGCGCCGAUAACCGUAUCUCAAACGCGCUAAGAAAAUCACAAGCUCAAAAUCAAUCCCUUAAGAGCUUCAUCUUCGCGGUAAACCUUCAGAUUCCCGGCGGGAAGGAGCAUCACAGUGCAGUGUUCUACUUCGCAACAAACGAACCGAUCCAAACCGGUUCACUCCUCUACAGAUUCGUAAACGGCGACGACUCGUUCAGAAACCAACGGUUCAAGCUAGUGAACCGGAUCGUGAAAGGACCGUGGAUCGUGAAAAAAACCGUCGGUAACCAUAGCGCGUGUUUGUUAGGAAAAGCAUUAACAUGCAAUUACCAUAGAGGAUCGAAUUACUUGGAAAUUGACGUUGAUAUUGGAAGCAGCGCAAUCGCAAACGCGAUUCUUCACCUUGCGCUGGGUUAUGUAACUUCUGUUACGAUUGAUAUGGGGUUUGUUGUGGAAGCGCAGACGGAGGAUGAGUUGCCGGAGCGUUUGAUCGGUGCUGUUAGGGUUUGUCAAAUGGAGAUGUCGUCGGCUACAGUUGUUGUAGAUUCGUUGCACGCACCGGUGUCAGUGGCGCGUGGAAUUGGGUUGGCGAAGGUUAAUCACCAUAAGUCUGAAGACGACGACGAAUCCAAUCUACUUCUACUAUCUACCCAAUACUAUAGUAUUGGCCAAACUCCCCAUUUUACCCUUCUACAUAAUUUACUUUACCCUUGCAAAAGGUUAUUGAAGUAAUUAACAAAUUGAAAAUUUGCACUUGCCAUGUGUUGUUUGCUCAUUCGUCUACUUUUACAAUUGUCUACUUGCUUUUCUCACUCUUCAUUUUCAUUGUCCUCACUCUUUCUUUCUUAACUUUUCAUUUCCAAGAACACAGAGCUCCUCCUUUGCUCUCAAUUGCAGGUCUCCGUCCCCUCAUUCUUCAUUCUUUUCUCUCUUCCUCUCUCCCAAUAAUAAACCUACCCAGACAUUCAAGAGCCAAUCACCAUUUUUAUCGCACCAAAACUAGAAAAAUGGAGAAUCCCAAAAACACCUUCCAAGAUUCAUAUACUUUACCCACAACUAUCAAGACCCUCAAACAAAAAUUCCAGAUCUUCAUCCUAUUUCCAGAUCUCCAUCGCAACCAACCCAAAUUAUUGUUUGUAUUAUUGUUAUUAACUUCUCUCAAUCUAUAAUAUAUAUAUAUAU